Messenger RNA from Amblyraja radiata (thorny skate), 1314 nucleotides. It is a transcript of the gene sfrp2, whose product is annotated as secreted frizzled-related protein 2. The transcript has 3 exons. The coding region runs from base 154 to 1029 and encodes 291 amino acids. Gene Ontology annotation, molecular function: Wnt-protein binding. Gene Ontology annotation, biological process: canonical Wnt signaling pathway; non-canonical Wnt signaling pathway. NCBI's taxonomy places the organism in Eukaryota, Metazoa, Chordata, Chondrichthyes, Rajiformes, Rajidae. The record is from RefSeq and is a predicted model, not a curated record.
ACUCCUCCCAUUCUUUUCCCCCCAAUAUUAGACCUCAGAGAAACCAGUGGCAAUAUUUUCCUGAGCACUCAGACAAUUUCUAAUCACGGCACCGGCGAGUAUAAAACAUCACUGGUUAAGGAAUAGUACAUUUGCUCGCCAUACUUUGCAAUAAUGCACCCUUUGAACGCAGCGACCUGCCUUAUCCUCGCUGCAUUGAAUGUGGGGAGUGUCAAACAAGCAGAGUCCAGCAGCAGCAGCAGCAAAGGUGGUCAUUGUGAAUCAAUACCCACCGCGAUGGAGCUGUGUCACGGUAUUGAGUACACCGAGAUGAUGAGGCUCCCUAACCUGCUGGGACAUGAAACUAUAGAUGAGGUGCUGCAGCAGGCCAGCGCAUGGAUCCCGCUGGUGCAAAAGCAGUGUCACGCCGACACCAAGAAGUUUCUCUGCUCCCUCUUUGCUCCGGUGUGCAUCGACGAGCUGGACGAGCCGGUGCGGCCGUGUCGCUCGCUGUGCGUGCAGGUGAGGAAGGGCUGCUCUCCAGUCAUGUCAGCCUUCGGCUUCCCCUGGCCGGACAUGCUGGCGUGCAACCGCUUCCCAGAGGACAACGAUCUCUGCAUCCCACCCGCCGACUCCAACCAACAUGUCCCCGCGACCAGAGACGAACUAAAGAUCUGCGAUGCAUGCAAAGAAAGCGAGCAAAACGACAACGAAAUUGUCGAGAAAUACUGCAAAAAUGACUUUGCUCUGAAAAUAAAAGUGCAGGAGAUCUCCUACAGCAACGGGGACACAAUGAUCGUCCCUGAGACUAAAAGCAAGACGAUCUACAAGCUGAAUGGAGUGACCGAGAAGGAUCUGAAGAAGAGCGUGUUGUGGUUGAAGGGUGGUCUGCAAUGUCUUUGUGAUGAGAUGAACGAUAUCACUGCUGCCUACUUAGUGAUGGGACAAAAGCUGGAUGGUAACCUAAUCAUUACCUCAGUGAAGAGAUGGCAGAAAGGUCAGCGGGAGUUUAAGAGGAUUGCCCGGAGCAUCCGCAAACAGAAAUGUUAAAUUGCGGUCAGUUGACCUCCCAGUCAUAUUAGUAAACCGUGCACAAUAUCCGUCGUGGUUUGUACCCCCCACGCCACAUGCUAUAACCUAUACCCAGUAUGUGUUUUAAAUAUAUAAGCUCCCUUUUCUUAGUUCAACUGGAUCACAUUAAUUUUUUAAUACUUAAUUAUACUUUUUUUUUAUCGCCCAAGAGUUUUUCGUUUCAUGCUUUGUUGCUUAACUUUUGAUUUAAUUUUAAUUACACAUCUAGUGGAAUAUACUAAAGAGACAUAGAGUCAAACAGCA